Messenger RNA from Psylliodes chrysocephalus, 1845 nucleotides. The record is from the annotation of a GenBank genome assembly. NCBI's taxonomy places the organism in Eukaryota, Metazoa, Arthropoda, Insecta, Coleoptera, Chrysomelidae.
AUGAAUUUCUUAAAUGAGAUAGAUUGUUCAACCAUUCCAUUGAUGUCUGAAGAAAAUUUAAAGGAAUUUAUUCCGAAAUAUGGCGAUCGUAUAGCUGUUAGAAAUUUCGCAAAUAAAAAAAAUACCUCUGGAAAACAAAGUCUGAUUGAAAAACUGAGAGAAAAAAUUAAUAAGAGAAAUAGUACUGGAGAAAGUGCUGGAGCUUCUAAAAAGAAAAGUAGCACAGUUAAACAAACUCGAUUUAUAGAAAUCGGCUGGUAUUAUAUGGACAAGCAUGUAGAACGAUAUCGACAAGUGAAAAAAAAUCAUGGUGGGGGUACCCGAAGAGUUUCCAUGGAGAAAGGUAGCAAGAGUAGAGAUAUAUUGGAAGUUGGAAAAAAAUUAUUUUUUCCCAAUGGAAUAUCUACUAAAGGCCCUCUGGACAUAUUUGAAAUUGAAUUGCUAGAUUACAAAUGCCACAAAUUUGACAGUAACUUAACCAUUCAAGAGAUGUAUGAAUUAUCUGCUUUAACAACUUUAAGAUUUUAUGUAGCCACAACACGAAAAUAUGAUGAAAAUAAUGAUAAUGAUGAUCAUGAUGAUCAUUACAUUCCUGCUACUGUAACUCGGAGUGUAUCUGAGAAUGAUAUAAAUUCUGAAACAGUAUCUCCUAUCAGACUUUCAGAGGGAGUUAGUAAUCCUGGAGUGCUUCAAAAUUAUGUAACCAACUAUACGCCGGAAGAAUAUAUUUUAGGACCAGACUUUUCUAUUGGUACUGAAGAAGUAAUAGGACCUAGUGAUUAUGACUUAUACAGUUUGAAUGAAAACACUAUCUACAAUAUAUCUGACUUGUCUGACUUAUCGACACCACAACCAAAUCAAAAUACUGAAAACCUAGUGUUACAUAGAGGCAAUGUAUUCAAGGAAAUAUUGGACGCUGUAAAAACAAGAAACGUACAUCUUAAAAACAUCCGCAUCGAAAUGAUACUACCAAAUGGAACUUCGGAACAAGCAGAAGAUAUGGGCGGUGUUUUAAGAGAUACCAUUUCUGAAUUUUUUACAACUUUCUAUGAAAUUUGCACAAUGGGUGCAGCCUUCAAGGUACCUUGUUUAAGACACGACCUUCAAAAAGAGGAAUGGAGCGCAGUAGGUAAAAUUAUCUUAGAGAGUUACGAAACUGAAAAAUAUUUUCCCAUUAAAAUCGCUCCUACUUUCAUCAAAGAUUGUAUGGGCCACAACAUGGAAGAUGAUGAAGUUUUAAAAAACUUUUUAAAAUAUGUUUCUCCCUCAGAUUCACAUUUGUUAAAAAAUGCGAUUGAACAUUUUGAAGAAGAAGAUAUUGAAGAAAUAAUGGAAUUUUGCAAUUCAUAUGAUGCAAAAGUGUUACCUAAUAAAAAUAAUUUUAAAAAAAUGUUACAACAAAUUGCGAGAGAAGAGUUAAUUCAAAAACCUUCUUUUGUAAAGGAAUGUUUUGCCCCAUUUUUAAAGAUGCUAGAAGGCAAACUGGAUUUACAUAAAAUAUAUUCCAAAUUAGACCCAACAGAUAAGAAUAUCAUCAACCUACUUGAGAUCGAACCCAAUUUGUCGGCUGAUAAAAAAAUUAUAAUUGGGUACUUAAAAAAAUUUAUUAAAGAAUCCGAUUUAAAAACGAGAGAAUCGUUUCUCAGGUUUUGUACAGGCUCUGACCUUGCAAACCAGAAUAUUAAAAUAGAUUUCAUUGAAUCUGACGGAUUUGCAAGAGUACCUGUAGCACAUACUUGUUCGAAACUCUUGCAACUUCCUCUUAGUUAUGAAAAUUUUAUGACUUUUAGGACGGAAUUUAAUAAUAUACUUACAUCCAAUAUAUGGAUCAUGGAUAUUGUAUAG